GUACGAUCUGUCUAACAGACAGGUGCGCUUCCAUCCGGCGUGGCGGGAAGCUAACGUCAAGCGGCUUGCAGCGCUAUCGUGGCGACACCCAUCGUCGAGGAAAGGAUAACGCCUUAGAUUUACUUUCGAAACGCAUCGAUAAACUUUUUCAAUAAUAUCAUGAGGAAAAAUAUGAAUACUCGUAUCAACGGGGCAAAUGUCAUUCUGGUACCGUAUCAAGAGAAGCAUGUUGUAAAGUAUCACGAGUGGAUGAAGAAUCCGAUAUUGCAAUAUUUGACAGGCUCCGAACCGUUAACGCUGGAAGAGGAGUUCGAGAUGCAAAAGCGGUGGCUCGAGGACGAAGAUACUGUUGCAGAGUGCACGUUUAUUAUUCUGGAUAAGUGUGUCUUUUUGUCCACUGGAAGCGAAACAGAUGCCAUGAUAGGAGACACAAAUUUAUUCUUUAACGAUCUGCAAGAAACAAAUAUUGCCGAAAUAGAGAUUAUGAUAGCCGAUGAAGCAUAUCGAGGCAAAAAAAGAGGCUGGGAGGCUGUUAUUCUUAUGAUGCAUUAUGGCUUCGAAACAUUGAAUAUUAAUAAAUUUCGGGCCAAAAUCAAAUCAGACAAUGUAAUGAGCAUAAAUAUGUUUGAGAAGCUCGGUUUUCGAGAAGUAGAAAAAAGUGAAAUUUUUCAAGAAGUCACUCUUGAGAAACAAGCAUCUUCUGACUGGAUGAACUGGUUACAUUCUGAAUUAAAAUCUGUUAUUCCUAAUUCACAUUGAUUUGCUGUUCAAAAAUUGUUAUUGAUAUACACUAAAUUACUAUACAUAUUUAUAAUUAUACUUUAUAUAUACAUAUGUGGAUAAAAAAUGUAUUAUAAUAUAAAAGUUCUUAAUGUA
Molecule: messenger RNA, 876 nt
Organism: Cataglyphis hispanica
Lineage: Eukaryota; Metazoa; Arthropoda; Insecta; Hymenoptera; Formicidae
Product: N-acetyltransferase 9-like protein
Exons: 7
Coding region: 160-759 (199 amino acids)
Biological process (GO): protein acetylation
Molecular function (GO): N-acetyltransferase activity
Source: RefSeq, a predicted model, not a curated record